Molecule: messenger RNA, 3373 nt
Organism: Lymnaea stagnalis (great pond snail)
Lineage: Eukaryota; Metazoa; Mollusca; Gastropoda; Lymnaeidae
Source: the annotation of a GenBank genome assembly
GAGAAGCAAAAGGGUGAGCCACUGAACACUGCUGACCUGAAAUUGAGAUUUUUUUGGUAUUUUUUAAAAAAUCUGUUAGACCUAUACUAUAUAAAAAUUGUACAUGGAAAAAAGGGCUAAUUUGAGGAAAAUACAAAUAGAAAGUGAAGUAAGAAAUGAUUACCAAUUAUAUUAAAAUAGAACGAAAAAUUAUCCCUAUUAUAUAAAUUAUAAUAAAUUGCAAAAGUAAAGCCUUCUUUAGUAAGUUCUGAUUCUUAGCCUUAGUCUUAGUCUUAGUCUUAGUGUCUUAGUCUUAGCCUUAGACAGGGCCAGACUAAUUAAUUUUGUCUGUUUUGUAAUCAUUUUUAUUUAUUACAUUUUUAUAUUUAUGAAAUGUCGCCUCGCGAACUUCACAAAUCACACUUAAAAUACUAAAAAUUACUAUAAAAAAUACAAUUGUCCUGUCGUCUAUUGCUUUACUUUAUUUUCAUUCAACUAGCCGUCACAUCUGGCUGGUCUUCUUACUAUUUUAAUUUUAUUCACAUUCACAUGGUUUGAUUUUUGAACGCAGUACUCUCAAUUAAAUUUAAAAUGAAUAGCCUAAAUUUAAAUCAUCUUUCUCAGCUCACCCAGCCUCUGUUGUCAAAUAAGCCUACACAUGAAUGACAUUAUGUCACAUGUUACACUAUCUUAUAUUACUAUCUUAAUCUUAUAUCUACUAAUGUUAUAUCUACUAUGUUUUUAAUUUUGUGAUUGUCAGAGAUAACUUUGACUUGCUAUGCUAGAUUUAGUAGAAGUCUAUAAGUGGGCGAAGUUGUUUCCUUAAUGUGGAAUUUAAUGAACAAAUGACAAUUCAAUAGAGAAACGAGAAAGUCAUUAAUAUUAGGGCUAGGGCCUACUAAUUAAUAGUAAAAAGUAGGGCCCGUUAGUAGUAGUUGGCAUGACCACAGAAAUUAUUAUAAAGCAUAAGAUUUUAAUUAAAAUCAUGCCCCAUCAAUCAUUAAUGGACAAAUGACAAUAAACUUUUCUCCAUGCUCAUCAGUACAGAGAUGUAAAUGAUCAUAUGUCCUAGAGUUUCAUAGGUUAGUUAAUGAUCAAGAAGUUGACAAUAAAACCCAAUUUGAAUCAGGUGCUAUAUUCUAUAUAUUUGCAAAAGUUAUGACAAAAUAUGUUUUUUUGAGAGACUCUCACAAUUGGCAACCUGUUGAAAAUAAAUAUUUUAUUCAUCAGUAUAGGGUAUUUAAUUUUUUCCAUUUUUAGAUGAAUAUGCAAACUAUUAUACAGUCCGAACUUGGGCAUCUAAAGAAGACAGCUGUAAGUCAUUUUGAAAAACAUUGCAGAUCUCAAAAUUAUGUUCUGGGCUUUUAAUAUAUAUUAUAUUUUAGGCCUAAUUGUACUCACUCAAUCUUUCUGGCGGUCUCUAAAAUCCUUAUCUCCAUGCCCAUAUGAUUAAAAUAUUAAACAACUUUUUUAGCAUUGAGGUAAACUUUUUACAACCCAGACCUCAAUAUCUUAAUGCUGAAAAUUUUUACUUUUUUGUUUAUGAAUUUUCAGCAAAUUAACAGUUUAUUUUGGGUCUCAUGCAUUGCCAUCCAAUGUCCUUAUCUAGAAACACACCAGAAACAAUACUGGCGGGUUUUAAGUGUUACACUAGUUGAAGAAAGUGUAUUGUAAUGCAUUGGGAUUGAGCAUCAGCUUUCAUUCUUUAAGGCACAACUUUAUUUCCCUUCAACAGAACAGACGCCACCCACUUCAGUAUAAGUUAUCAAGACUUAACUGUAUCUACCUAUUACAUUAAACAGAAACUUUAUUAGUCAUUUAAUUUUGGUGUAUAAAAAUAAUAUAUAAAAUAAUGUUUCACAGAAAGUAUAUCACAAGCAACAAAAUGCCAAUAUCUUUUUCCUAUCUUCUGUGAAUGAACAAAUGUUAGAUUCACAACGUGAGUGAACUAUUUUAUUAAAUUUUUAUUAUUAUUUAAAUCAAUAUAAUGGUUUCAUAAAUUGUUUUGUUGAAAUACUCAUUAACUUUUAUUUUGAAGUGCUUGUAUUAUUUCAGAUUAUAUUUUAGUUUCUUAUAUUUGUAUUUUUUUUUUAAAUUGUAUUUUUAAAAAAAGAACUUGUGAUUUUCAAAUUUUUUUUUUAUGAACAGGCACACUGGACAAGUUGAAAGCAGAGCUCAAAAGAAUGGAGUACAAAAAUUGAUAGUAGCCCUUUAAAAUUAAUUCAUCUGCAUUUGUCAUCACUCUUAACUUAAAAAACAUACAUGACAGUUGAUUGCAUCAAUCAAUAAAAUAAAAUGGAUAUUCAUCACUGAAUAUUGGAGAAAGGAGUCUUUUCUUCAACCCAAAAAAUCUUGUUCCAUUAUUUAUUUACUUUACAUUUCAUGAACGCAGUCUGUCAUAUAUGAACACAUUCAUGAAUAUUUGUUAUGUUUGAUUUGUUUGUCCAUGGUUUUCAACAUGUCUCAGACACAAUUUCAUUACCAGUAGGUUCCACUUAUCUUGGAGAGCUGUUAACUGCACACAUUUUGAUCAUCAAAACCAAAUUUUGACAAUCCUUAACUUACUGAUUCUGAAAUAAGUAGUUUAAUAAAAAAAAAAUACAUCUAUGUCAAUUGCAAAAUAUUUAAGCCAAGGGAGCAACAUUAUUAUAUUUUUUGUUCAAUUAUUAUUAUUUAUAUACCGGUACCAUGCCAUUUAAAGAAAAGACCAUGCAUUGAAAGGUAAAGAAAAUUAUAAAAGGUUUUGCUUCUAAAAUCGUUUUUUUUUUUUUUAAAUAUAUUUGGAUUUUCCAUGGAUGAAUUAUGAAUUAUAGCUUUUUUUUUAUAAGACUUGGUAUAUUUCCAGAAACUAAUCCACCAUAACAAAGAGUUACAUCUAUGUCAAGGUGAUUAAACUCAUAAAACUUAUUGGUCUCACUAGGUAUUCUAUUUUAAAACAUACCAAUUACAAGUUGUUUUAAUUUUUAUGAAUGUGAAUGCAUUGUUGCUGGUCUCUUUUCUUUUUGAUAAGAAAGUAAGUAUGAAGAUCUUAUUUAGGUUGAUAGAUAUUAUGCUUAAAAAUGAAUCAUUUGAUCAGUUUAAUGUUAAAAGACCUAAAUCAUUGAUGCUAGUACUUGUGUUCCAAAAAAUAGGGUCCAUUCAAACAAAUUAAGAUUAAAAAAACAUGCUAAUAUUUAAAAUGUUUUUUUCCCUUCAUUAUUAAAUGUUAAAGGAAAAAUCUAGUCAGACUGAUUUAUAUUUUAUUUUUCAGUACACUGACUAAAUAUUGAUAGUAUUUUAUUGUUUUUGCAUACCGGUAUUAAAAUUAAUUAUGUUUAUUUUAAAUGAUUCAAGAUUUUAUAAAUCAUAAUAAAAGUCUAAGAACACUAAGAUUUAUAUUUGAUACUCCCUCUUU